Messenger RNA from Anguilla rostrata (American eel), 3982 nucleotides. Its product is annotated as semaphorin-3A-like. The record is from RefSeq and is a predicted model, not a curated record. Bases 510 to 2855 code for a protein of 781 amino acids. Lineage: Eukaryota; Metazoa; Chordata; Actinopteri; Anguilliformes; Anguillidae. Gene Ontology annotation, cellular component: plasma membrane; glutamatergic synapse; axon. Gene Ontology annotation, biological process: motor neuron axon guidance; negative regulation of axon extension involved in axon guidance; positive regulation of neuron migration. The transcript is spliced from 17 exons. Gene Ontology annotation, molecular function: semaphorin receptor binding; chemorepellent activity; neuropilin binding.
UCAGUCUGGCUACAGUCGCGGACGGGAUCAGUCGCCGCCAGCGCUCGCGGGAGGAAGGCAGAGCAGCACGCGGCUCUCGGUGUGAAGAGAAGCAGGGUCAGGCUAGCAGUAGGUCAGGCUGGGUUUCCUCUCCUCUCUCUCUCUCUCUCUCUCUCUGUCUCUCUCUCUCUCACCCCCUCUCGCGUGCGGAAGCCUCCGGACCCCCUAACCCUAACCCUAACCCCACCCCCGAGCGUCUCGCACCGUGGACUGAAGUUUCGCUGGGGAUCCCCCCCUCCCCCCUGAAUUUUAGGAGAGAUGUGAGCCCAGCACCGGAGACCCCCCCUUUUUCCCCUCCUCCCCGCGGGACUCGCCUCGCCGCCGACGCUGACUCGAGUCGGCCGCCGUUCGCCCGCAGGUUCCAGCCAGGGUCGUCCACCUUCUUCUUCUUCUUCAUCGACGGCUUUUUCUUUUUUUUUUUUUUUUUGGGGGGGGGGGGGAAGCACCGCUGGACGAGCGCGCUGAAGGACAUGGACUACCUCCUGGGGAUUGUACUGCUGCUCUCCUGCGGGGCCGCGUCGUCCGCGACCCCGGGCUAUCCGGAGCCCAGGGGCAACGUUCCCCGACUCAAGCUCUCGUACACGGAGAUGCUGGACUCGAACAAUCUGGUCACCUUUAACGGCCUGGCGAACAGCUCCAGCUAUCACACCUUCCUGCUGGACGAGGAGAAGGGCAGGCUCCUGGUGGGAGCCCAGGACCACAUCUUCUCCUUCAACCUGGUCAACAUCAACAAGGACAACAUGCAGAUCGCGUGGCCUCCUGCUCCCGCGAAGAGAGACGAGUGCAAGUGGGCUGGGAAGGACAUCUUGAAAGAGUGCUCCAAUUUCAUCAAAGUGCUGCAGCCGUUUAAUCAGACGCACCUGUACGCCUGCGGAACGGGAGCCUUCCACCCCAUCUGCGCCUACCUGGAGGUGGGGAAGCGGCCGGAGGACAACAUCUUCCGGCUGGAGGCUUCGCACUUUGAGAACGGGCGGGGAAAGAGCCCGUACGAUCCAAAGAUGCUGUCGGCCUCUCUCCUGAUUGACGGGGAGCUCUACUCCGGGACGUCGGCGGACUUCAUGGGCAGGGACUUCGCCAUCUUCCGCACGCUGGGACAGCAUCACCCAAUCAGGACGGAGCAGCACGACUCGAGGUGGCUGAACGACCCCAGGUUCGUAAGCGUGCACCUGAUCCCUGAAAGCGACAAUCCGGAGGACGACAAGAUCUACCUGUUCUUCCGGGAGAGCGCCAUGGACGGAGAGCAUUCUGGGAAGGCCACCCACUCCAGGAUCGGACAGCUCUGUAAGAACGACUUUGGGGGCCACCGGAGUCUGGUGAACAAGUGGACGACCUUCCUGAAGGCGCGGCUGAUGUGCUCGGUGCCGGGAGCCAAUGGCAUCGACACGCACUUCGACGAGCUGCAGGACAUCUUUCUCAUGAGUUCCAAGGAUCCCAAAAACCCAGUCAUUUAUGCAGUCUUCACAACAUCCAGCAACAUCUUCAAGGGCUCAGCGGUGUGUGUGUACAGCAUGGCCGACGUCAGGAGGGUGUUCCUGGGCCCCUACGCCCACAGGGACGGGCCCAACUACCAGUGGGUGCCCUUCCAGGCCAGGGUGCCCUACCCCCGCCCCGGCACGUGUCCGAGCAAAACGUUCGGCGGAUUCGAUUCGACGAAGGAUCUCCCGGACGAGGUCAUCACCUUUGCGAGAGGGCACCCGGCCAUGUUCAACCCCGUCAACCCCGUGAACAACCGGCCGAUCGUCGUCAAGACGGACGUGGAGUACCAGUUCUCCCAGAUAGUGGUGGACAGGGUGGAGGCGGAGGACGGCCAGUAUGACGUCAUGUUCAUUGGAACGGAUGUGGGGACGGUUCUGAAGGUGGUGUCCAUUCCUCGGGAGUCGUGGCACGACCUGGAGGAGGUGCUCCUGGAGGAGAUGACUGUGUUCAGGGAACCCACCGCCAUCACCGCUAUGGACAUUUCCACCAAGCAGCAACAGCUGUACCUGGGCUCGGCCAUCGGUGUAUCCCAGAUGCCUUUGCACCGGUGUGAUGUGUACGGGAAGGCGUGCGCUGAGUGCUGCCUGGCGCGGGACCCCUAUUGCGCCUGGGACGGUACCCAGUGCUCCCGCUACUUCCCCACUGCCAAGAGGCGGACCCGACGCCAGGACAUCAGGAACGGCGACCCGCUGACGCAGUGCUCGGACCUGCAGCAUCACGAUGACAUGAACGGCCAAGGCCUGGUGGAGAACAAGGUCGUCUACGGCGUGGAGAACAGCAGCACGUUCCUGGAGUGCAGCCCCAAGUCCCAGCGCGCCCUGGUGCACUGGCAGCUCCAGAAGCAGAACGAGGAGAGGAAGCAAGAGAUAAAGGCAGAGGACAGGUUCGUGCGGACGGAGCAAGGCCUGCUCAUCCGCAGCCUCCACAGGAAGGACUCGGGCAAGUACUACUGCCACGCGGUGGAGCACGGCUUCAUCCAGACCCUGCUCCAGGUCACGCUGGAGGUCAUCGACGCCGAGCACCUGGAGGAGCUGCUGCACAGGGACGAGGAGGCGGGCGAGGGGGGCGGCGGCGGAGGCCGGGCCAGGGAGGCCCAGGCAGGGGGGCGCGGGGCGGGGCAGAAGCUGUGGUACAGGGACUUCAUGUCCCUCAUCAACCACCCCAACCUGAACAGCAUGGACGAGUUCUGCGAGCAGGUGUGGAAGAGGGAGCGCAAGCAGCGAAGGCAAAGGGUCCAGACCGCCCAGGCGCACGCCAACAAGUGGAAGCACCUGCAGGAGAACAAGAAGGGCCGGAACAGGAGGACCCACGAGCUGGAGAGGGCGCCAAGGAGCGUCUGACCUCCCCCUCGCCUCCCCGCUCCCCCCUUCCCCCGCUCCCUCCCCCGCCCUCACCGAAAGACAGGACUCCUUCCGAGCAGACUGAAAAGAGAACUCAACUGGAAACAAAUGCGAUACGCUCCCGUUCCAAAAGUGGUUUGCGUUGUUUGAAGAUGUUUACAAUGGCAUUGGCGGUAAAGACGCAAUCACACUUGUCCCCCCCCCACGCGCCCCCCUUCACCACCACCAUCACCUCCAGAAACCACACCCCAGCCCCACCCUCCCCUUUUCUGACUAACCGCCCUCAAGGAGCAUUAGAAGACAAAACGUCAACCGGACCAUGUAAAUAGACUACCAGACAUUGCUUUGGGGACUUUAGUUUAGUUUUGUUCAUUGUUUGGUUGUUUUAACUGAAGGUAGGAGUGGCCACUAUCGCCCGAACAGAUGCCAGUCACUGCAGCGGAACCUGGCGAGGUGGACCUCCGCGAUCGGAAAAGCGCGUUGCGUAGUCGCGUACGCGUCCUGCGAGACGGAGACGGAGAGCGACUCUGAGGCCAAAAUCACUGCGGGAGUUCCAUUUUAUCCGGGUGUUCAGCCGCCCUAGUUUUAAACAAAGUCCCGCGUGCUCGUCCUUCUCCCGGUCAGAAGAAGGGCCUGAGUACUAAACCGUGUAUAUAUCACCAAACAGGCUCUAUGCAGCAUGGAACAAAGACUUUCAAACCUGACAAAAGCAACCCGUCCACACCCGUAACGUCGUCGUCAGUAUUUGUAAUGAGACGUCGCUGUCUUCGGACACGGAGCUGUUACCCCCUCACAGUCCCGCGUUUCAGAGCUGACUAUUCCGAGCUGUCUGCUGAGGUCUUACCCUCGGGACAAGCGAUGGCCAGACGCGGCGCUCGGGUGCGAUGAGCGGGUUGAUCUGUGUCCCUGAUGGGAAUAAGCUCUUCCGAGUCGGAACAGCUGCUCAAACUUCAGACUCAGAAAAAAAAGGAAUGUUUUAUUUUUUACGUCAACAGAGUUCUAUCUAAAAGAAAUUUCUGGAAGAGUUUAACUUGUAUUUUAACUGUGCAUUUCCUUUCCUUGUCAGGCGGCUACUGCGUCCUUGUGUGGUCAUAGCUUUCAACAUUCUUACACGUGCCACUCAAUAA